AUGUCUUCACGCUCAAGCCCAGCAGUAUCCAGCUCGACGGCAGUAAGUGACUAUCAAACCGGUAAUAGAAACAAACUCGUUAAAACAGACGAUUUAGUCGAGGAAAGAGACAGGAAACUAAUUGAACUUUACUGUGUGUCCCGUUUGAAUCAGUUGCUGGAGCUGACGGAUGAAAACAAACUCCAGAGGGAGAUAGAUGAUUUUUUGAAGAAAAAUGACGUACGAAGAGGUAUUAGGUUCGACGACUCAUUGCUGCCAAAGUUUCUAAAGAUGGCCAUGACAUCCAAGACGGCGAAGAAAUCUAAAGAGGUAAGUCUGAUAAGCAUAUCUAAUCAGACGCCAACUGAUUAUAAGGUGGGCAAUGAACUGCUGGACGGUGCCGAGAAGAUAUCAAUAAAAGCAGAGAACCACUUUAUACCUAGCAGAAACAAUUCAAUUCGUGAAAAUAUGAUGAAUUCUUUGAGACCCGUUGAAAAAGCAAGGGAUACGUGGAAUAAGAGACCAUUUGAGCCAACUGUGGAAAAUGAAGAACAGCGAUUUGAGAAAAGGCAGAAAACACAAUCUCAAUCAUUGGAAUCCUCCAGUAAUUCAGAGAUGGCUUCGCUGCCUAUAUCUCCACGUCCUCCAGUGCCUAGUGCAUUAGCACAUUAUGCCUAUUAUGAAAACGUAGAAUACCCACAGGCAGAUCCGACUAAAGUUGCGCCUGCGGAGAUAUUUAAGGACUCCCUGAUAAAAAAUAUCGUGGGAAAAGAAGUAGAAACAUCAGACCAUUAUAACGAAAACAACAUUGAUGCUUCAGAGACUGUUUUUUUACUAAUGAAUGACUAUAUACCGUCAAAAAUACCGCAGGCUUUGCCUUUAGCUGAAUUGAAGUACAUGUCUCAGACAUUGCCACUUAUUAAUCUGAUACCGCGAGCUCACAAAGCUUUGACCACUAAUAUUAUAAAUAAUGCUCUGAAUGAAGCUAGGAUUACGGUAGUUGGCUCACGAAUAGAGGAACUAAGAAGACUUGGAUUAUGGUCUUUAAGACAACCUAAACGGUUUAUUGAUCCGUGGAAACAACAUAGUACUCAUCAAAGAAUACUUCUAGAAGAAGCUAAAUGGAUGCGGGCAGAUUUUAAAGAAGGUCAAAAAUACAAAAUAGCCGUCUGUGCCACAAUAGCUCAGGCAGUGAAAUGCUACUGGAGUUACGGAGAAACAUGUUGUGUAAAACGUAAAAGAAUUCCAAAUGACGAAGAAGAACCCAUAUCAUCAAGAGACGGGCGCAUAAUUGAGGAGUCGAGCAAAUUGCUGGAGAUUUCAACAAACGAUAUGCAAUUUAACACAUCUGGUAAAAGUAACAUUAAAUUUUCCCCCAACGCUCUUAAUCUUAACAAAUGCGCUCUUACUGCCGACAAUGAUGAAGCAAGAUCUGGGGAUAAGUUUGACUCUGAAGAUGGUGUUUUAGCCCAAGAAGGCACCAAUGACGAAGUCACAUCCUCAAUUAACACCGAACUACUCCUAAGAAGGUCGUUCUCGUCGAGUGAAUUUUUUAGCACACAACAUGAAGCGGCUGCGUUAUCGGCAUCGAGUGGAACUGAACAACUGGAAAAAGAGCUAGUUUCUCCAUCCAAACUUACAAUAUUUGUGAAUGAGUUCAGUGCGUUUGAGAAAACAUUGGUGCAGGAUAUACCCAUGUUUAGUGGUAUUAAUGAUGAUCAACCGAAGGAAAGCGACCCUCUACCAUUUAUUCCCAUUUCUAAAUCAGUCGUGUCAUUAGAUGAUAAUGGUUUCUAUAAGCUGCUUGAACGUCAAUUGAUUGACGAAGAACCAUCAAUAUCGCAAUUAAGCAAAAGACGUGGUAUGUUUUAUGGUAAUAGAAGGAGCCAUUAUUUAAGACCACCAGCAGUACCUUCUUUACGUUACCUCCAGAAUAGGACUCCUACUAUAUGGUUAUCUGACGAUGAUCAGGAACUGGUCAAAAAUAUCAACACCUAUGGUUACAACUGGGAAUUGAUUAGCGCACAUAUGACACAUCAUCUCACAUGUUCUUAUUUAUCCAAUAUUGAACGUAGAACGCCCUGGCAGUGUUUUGAGCGGUUUGUGCAACUAAAUGAACGGUUUAAUUUCAGUGACCUUAAGGGUCCCAGGGCACAUAGCGCUCAACAGUGGUUAAUCGAAGCGCAUAAAUUUCAACAAAGACAGAAUAGAAGAAUAUCUCCUCUAGGCGUUAAUAUGGAAUCUAUACAAAGAGGUCAUAGAAGACUACGCUGGGCUAGCAUGUUUGAGGCUAUUAGGAAGUGUAUGAAGAAAAGAGAAAAUACACCACGUCCCAAUCCAACUCAAACAAGAAAGCCUUUGGAUUGUAAAAAUAUGAAGGUUCCUACUCCAGCAGAAAUGUCGCUUUUGAAGGCUCAAAGAGAUGAAGCUUUAAGAAGGGAUAUUCAGCUGAGAAGAACGGUGAAAAAUAGGCUGCAACAAAGACAACAACAGCAAAGUCAGCAAGCUCACUCAUCUAGAGCCCAAAGCCCAGUGCCUUCCAACAGCAAGCCUUCAUCAAACUUGACCAGGAGUGGACAGGCAUCUACUCCAAGGCAAAGUCAGAAACAGUAUACAGAGCAAGAUAUCAUCGAAAGCUACUCGAGAAAAUUGUUGGAGGAGAAACCGGAGCUCACUCCUGAGACAGCUUUAAAAGCGGCGAAAAACUACUAUAGAACUUUGAAAGAGCAACAGCAACAGCUAAAGCAGCAACAGAUACAACAACAGCGAAUACAAUCACAAGAGCAGCCCAACCACGUCCAACAACAGCAACAAUCCCAAUCUCAAACGGGGCCUCAAUCUCAACUGCAGAAUACAUCCUCCUCACAGACUUCCCUUUCCAGUAUCCCUAAUAUUAAUUCUGUCCCGAGGAUAAAGUCACCAACACCACAGGAGAUACUGCAAAGAUUUCAAAAAUAA
Saccharomyces kudriavzevii IFO 1802 is the source of this 2937-nucleotide messenger RNA. It is a transcript of the gene EAF1, whose product is annotated as Eaf1p. Bases 1 to 2937 code for a protein of 978 amino acids. Lineage: Eukaryota; Fungi; Ascomycota; Saccharomycetes; Saccharomycetales; Saccharomycetaceae. The transcript has a single exon. The record is from RefSeq and is a predicted model, not a curated record.